CGGAGGCAGGAGGAGGCGCUGCUGGCCGCCGCGGUUGCCUCCGCUGCUGGGCGCCUGGGCAGCUCCCGAGGGUUCUGCGGCCGCCAUGGACGAGCAGGCGGGUCCCGGCGUCUUCUUCAGCAACAACCACCCGGGCGCCGGCGGUGCCAAGGGUCUCGGGCCUCUGGCGGAGGCUGCCGCGGCCGGCGACGGAGCGGCUGCAGCGGGGGCGGCGCGAGCCCAAUACAGCCUCCCUGGGAUCCUGCACUUCCUGCAGCAUGAGUGGGCCCGCUUCGAGGUUGAGAGAGCCCAGUGGGAAGUGGAGCGGGCGGAGCUGCAGGCCCAGAUUGCUUUCCUUCAGGGGGAAAGAAAGGGUCAAGAAAUUUUGAAGAAGGAUCUUGUGAGGAGGAUCAAAAUGCUGGAGUACGCUCUUAAACAGGAAAGAGCCAAAUACCACAAGUUGAAAUAUGGGACAGAAUUGAAUCAGGGAGAUAUGAAGCCUCCAAGCUAUGAUUCUGAUGAAGGUAAUGAAACAGAGGUACAGCCACAGCAAAACAGCCAGUUAAUGUGGAAACAAGGUCGACAACUACUCAGACAGUAUCUACAGGAGGUGGGUUACACAGAUACCAUUCUAGAUGUGAAAUCUAAACGAGUGCGAGCUUUGUUGGGCUUUUCAAGUGAUGUCACUGACAGGGAAGAUGACAAAAAUCAGGAUUCAGUUAUAAAUGGCACAGAGGCCGAAGUUAAAGAGACGGCAAUGAUUGGAAAAUCCGAGUUAACAGAUUCUGCCUCCGUGCUGGAUAAUUUCAAAUUCCUUGAAAGUGCAGCUGCAGAUUUCAGUGAUGAAGAUGAAGAUGAUGACAUUGAUGGAAGAGAGAAAAGCAUCAUUGAUACUUCAACGAUUGUUAGGAAAAAAGCAUUACCUGAUAGCAGUGAAGAUCGAGAUACAAAAGAAGCUCUAAAGGAAUUUGACUUCUUGGUUACAUCAGAGGAAGGAGACAAUGAGUCUAGAAGUGCAGGUGAUGGAACAGAAUGGGAAAAGGAAGACCAGUGUCUCAUGCCUGAAGCCUGGAAUGUGGACCAGGGAGUAAUUACCAAACUCAAGGAACAAUACAAAAAGGAGAGAAAGGGGAAAAAGGGGGUGAAGAGAAAAACUACCGAAGAUCUGUUUCAGCCUCUAUCCUAUAUAAAACAGUCAAAACAGGGAUGUGGGAGAAUGAAGAAUCAAAGCUCAGGGCCCAAUAGGUCAAAACUACAAGAUAUGCUUGCUAAUUUGAGAGAUGUUGAUGAACUUCCCUCAUUGCAGCCAUCUGUGGGUUCACCUUCCAGACCCACCAGCUCCAGGCUUCCUGAACACGAAAUAAAUAGGGCAGAUGAAGUGGAAGCACUGACCUUUCCUCCUUCUUCUGGGAAGUCCUUUAUCAUGGGAGCAGAUGAAGCCCUUGAAAGUGAACUGGGACUUGGAGAAUUGGCAGGCCUUACGGUGGCCAAUGAAGCAGAUUCACUAACUUACGAUAUAGCAAACAAUAAAGAUGCACUGAGGAAGACAUGGAACCCUAAGUUUACAUUACGAAGUCACUUUGAUGGCAUUCGAGCCCUUGCUUUCCACCCCAUUGAGCCUGUUUUGAUAACAGCAUCAGAGGAUCACACAUUGAAAAUGUGGAAUUUGCAGAAAACAGCCCCAGCCAAAAAGAGUACUUCUCUUGAUGUGGAGCCUAUCUAUACAUUCAGGGCUCAUAAAGGUCCAGUGCUUUGUGUGGUAAUGAGCAGCAAUGGUGAGCAAUGUUACAGUGGUGGUAGUGACGGACUGAUCCAGGGCUGGAAUACCACCAACCCCAACAUCGAUCCCUAUGACUCCUAUGAUCCUUCUGUUUUAAGAGGCCCUCUUCUCGGCCACACCGAUGCCGUCUGGGGCUUGGCUUAUAGUGCAGCCCAUCAGCGCUUGUUGUCGUGCUCAGCAGAUGGCACUCUGCGUUUAUGGAAUACAACUGAGGUUGCUCCAGCCCUAAGUGUAUUUAACGAUAAUCAAGAAUUGGGAAUCCCUGCCUCUGUGGAUCUAGUGAGCAGUGACCCAAGCCAUAUGGUAGCAUCAUUCAGCAAAGGAUAUACAAGCAUCUUUAACAUGGAAACACAACAGCGCAUUCUCACUUUAGAAUCCAACCUAGAUUCAACCAACUCUUCCUGCCAAAUAAAUAGGGUCAUCAGCCAUCCCACUCUUCCCAUCAGCAUCACUGCUCAUGAGGACAGGCACAUCAAAUUCUAUGAUAACAAUACAGGCAAACUCAUCCAUUCCAUGGUAGCCCACCUAGAAGCUGUUACAAGUCUAGCAGUUGAUCCUAAUGGCUUGUACUUGAUGUCUGGCAGUCAUGACUGUUCAAUACGUUUAUGGAACCUAGAAAGUAAAACAUGUAUCCAAGAGUUUACAGCUCAUCGGAAAAAGUUUGAAGAAUCCAUUCAUGAUGUAGCUUUCCACCCAUCCAAAUGCUAUAUAGCCAGUGCUGGGGCUGAUGCACUGGCUAAAGUCUUUGUAUGACACAAGCAUCAUCUUCACCUUCUAGCUCUUUAUAAAUAAUCAACUGCACAAAAGAGAUACAGAAGACCAGGGCAAGAAUCAGCCUAUCCUGCCCUUUGUUCUGCUGAAGGAGCACAGAGAACAUUUGUUAAAGUAUAGUUUUGCAAUUCGUAUACUGUUUUCUAAAAACUAAGGUUUGUUCAGGUUGCUGCAAGCUCAGCUGAAUCUGUGAGCCUGAAAACUGUUUCAAAUUUUCCCCCAAAUAGGAGCUUUUAUUUCUGAGGUGGUUCUAAUUCGCUAGGCAGGCCUGAGCGAACAUAAGUUUGGCUUGUCCCUGUUGAGUAAAUAGGGCAUGCUAUAAGGGAUAAUUAAAAAGCUUGAUGACUGGGAAUGAGUAGAGGAAGAACAAAAAUUUAGACCUAGUUCUCCCCUGAGAAAUCUUGUUAAACACAUUAGGUAUUCAAAACAGUGAUCUUGACCAUAUCUGCUGUACUAACCCCUAUGUGCAUAAUGACCAGGCAGUGUUCAAAUGAGUUUUUAAUUUAGCUCUCCUUUCAUCUGUGCACAUAAAGCACCUGGCAAAGCAUUCCCCCUAUUAAGGGGGAAAAAAAAGGAAAUGCAAUAAUAUGUUAAAUAUAUUAUUAUUCAGAAAUAUGAAACAAAUAUUUAGUUUGUAAGCAGAUUUCUAUAUUGUAUUACAUUUUUGGAAAAUAGAUUUGGUACCAUUGUAAAGUUUAGCUGUCAAAAACCAGUCACCAUUAUGAAUAGUUGAUAGAGUCUGCUUUUACUAAAGGAUUUAACUUAUUCAGGUUUGAGAUUCUGUUUAUUUUUAAGGGCAAGCAGGGCAUAUCUUUAUAAUAAUUUCUGUUAAUUUUAAAAAUUCACUUUAUUCAUGUGAUAUUUAUAGUAUCAGAGUGGUUAUCUCUUAUCAAUGAAAUCUUACCUUUCAGUGGUUUGAAAAGACGGAAGUUAUCUGUGAGUACUCAUUUGUCAAAACCCACAUACCAUGCUUCAGAUGACCUCUUGCUCUUUCUUUGUCUCUCAUAUUCAAAUUGUCUGAUAUCUGCCAAAACAGUUUAUAAUUAUUAUGUUUUAACAGCCCAAAGUGGUUAAUGUUAGGUACCUGCUUUUGCAGUAAAUCCAACUAUUUUGUACCCCAGAAGUCCUCCAUUAAUAUAUCUGAGAAUGGGAGCCCCCUGGAAAUCUGGAUGGAAGAGUACAGUGCAUAACCUUGGCUAAAGAGUUCUCUUUCUCUUUCCCUGCCCCUACCCCUCCUCCAUUCUUUAAUUGGAAUACACAGCAUGUUUUAAUAGAUAGUGUAUCAGUAUCGUUUCUGGGGAAAACUGUCGUAAAGGACCAGGCUUCCCUGAGCUCACCUAGCCUGUGACCCACAUGUGGCCAGCUCUUGGGAUUCCCACGACCCCACUCUUUGGACCUAAUGUAUAGACCUCAUCCCCACAACUGUCUCACCUGUCUUCACACUCUCUUGUUUGCCCCAAAUGUCAGAGACCAAUGUAGAAAUUAGAAAUAAAUUACUAAUGCCCAGCAUUUCAGCAAAAUGUAUGUAUAAUAGUUCUCAGAUUUUAAAAAUCCAUAUCCAUAAAUAUUUUAACCUUUUAAUAAAAUUACUACCUUCCUCUCCCCACGUAGUCCAUUGUCAUAACAAUGACACCUCUGAUGAUAGGUAUAUCUACUCCUUGAAAACAUAUUCUGGUGGUGUUAUGGAUAGUAAUUGACAAUUUUUCUUUAAAAUUUCUGUUUUCUGCCUCUAGAGUUUUGCAGUAUACAGGCAAAUUUUCUUUAAAGAUGUGUGUUAGGUUUGCCUGAUCGAUAUACAGAUAUGCUUUAAUAUUUUGACUCAGCUACCUUUUCAUUUCAUCUGUGCUUUGGUUAACAGUGAGCUCAAGGGACUCCUUUGUAUAAUCAAGUGAAUGACCUGGACUUGAGCUACCAGGUGAACGUUUAUAUUAUUCCCAUGCAGAUGCAGAAUUCCACAUUUUGUUUGGUGCAUUCCUCUUUUGGUUCUUCAAUGAGUGAAAAAAUGGUGUUGCUGACCUAACAUUUAUAGAGGGAUACUGGAAAAUUCCAGUCAGGUGUCCUUACUUGGCAUAUAUAUGACGGAUUAAGCUAUUGUUCUACCAGUUACUGCUUUAAUUACCUCCUAAGGUCUUCAGUGCCUGCUUUACUUAUGCCACUGAAAUUCUCAAAACCAAGACAUUCUCUUCCCCUGCAUUUUAUACCUCAUGGUUGAAAUUUUUCUGUUAGUGAGUGGAAAAUGACCAUGAGAUAGGUAGUGCAGAUGUUGGAACUGUUGAAAGUUCUUUAGCAAGCCAGUGCAUGCCAUUGGAAACUGUACACAGAAACAGAGAUUCUUCUCCACUAGCACUGUGUGAUCUCAGCCUAGAAAUGAGCCAAAGCUGUCUUCCAACCAGAUAGAAGCAUAGACAUGUGUCUGAUAUUCCCCCCCAGCCUAUAGAAAAUUUAAUGAACAUCCACAAAAUGAACAAAUUCAAGA
This is a messenger RNA of Callorhinus ursinus (northern fur seal), 5006 nucleotides long. RefSeq names its product striatin (gene STRN). The record is from RefSeq and is a predicted model, not a curated record. Gene Ontology annotation, molecular function: protein phosphatase 2A binding; calmodulin binding; protein-containing complex binding. NCBI's taxonomy places the organism in Eukaryota, Metazoa, Chordata, Mammalia, Carnivora, Otariidae. Gene Ontology annotation, cellular component: dendrite.